This is a messenger RNA of Eruca vesicaria subsp. sativa (arugula), 628 nucleotides long. The record is from the annotation of a GenBank genome assembly. Lineage: Eukaryota; Viridiplantae; Streptophyta; Magnoliopsida; Brassicales; Brassicaceae.
UUCAUUUUUGUUUCUUUCCUUUUUCCUCUCCUUCGUUGGAUUGUUCUUCUUUCACCAUUCUAUCUCUUUCUCUGUAACAAUCUAACUCAUGGCUCCAUCUCCUCACCGGUUUCACCUCCUCGCCAUCACCACUGAUCUGAGAAUGAGCAGAAGGUGGAGAAGACCUGACCCUUCCCUUCUCUCUACUCCUUCCGUGAGUUACUCAAGAGGAGGCCAUGGUGAAUCUGAUAUGAAGGAAAGGAGAAGUGGUGGUUUGGGAAGAUGAUGGAACGGAAGAAACAAAUGGUGUGACAGUGUGACGCCUCCGGUGAAGCGUAGUGCGGCGGUGGCAGUUGGUGGUGCGGCGGUGGCGGGUGGUGGUGCGGCGGUGGCAGUUGGUGGUGCGGUGGUGGUGUAUUUGUAUGUAUAUAUAUGUAUUUAUGUAUAGCAUAUAUAAUAAUGUGUAUUUUAUGUUUUAGUAUUAAUUAAUAAAAAUUAUUUGUUGCUUUUAUUUCUUUUUUUUUUUUCUUUUUUCUAGUAUAGUCACUGUAACAUUUUAAUUAUCCUGGCUAUUUAAGCCACUGACAUAGCAUGGUAAAACCGUGGCUAUUAGCCACGUUUAGCCACGAUCUUUUUCCAACCACGAGGC